This is a messenger RNA of Podarcis lilfordi (Lilford's wall lizard), 19728 nucleotides long. NCBI's taxonomy places the organism in Eukaryota, Metazoa, Chordata, Lepidosauria, Squamata, Lacertidae. The record is from the annotation of a GenBank genome assembly.
GCUCUCGCGCUUACAGAGAAAGAGAGAGAGGGUUGGUGGGGUGGGGGGCGCGGAGGCGGGGCACGUUGGAGAGAUAGAAUCCGGAUCUUAAGGUUGGGGGUGGGGGGAGAGUGCGAGGUGCGGUUGAGGGGACUUGAAAAGAGGGCGGAGCCUCCCGCGAGCGCGCUCAACCGCCAACAACGUCCGAAAAAGCCUGUCAGAGGAAGGAGGGAGUUGAGGGCUGCGCGCGCGCGCCCGGCCUCGUCAACCGCCAGCCGGCUCCGUCGUCGGUGCUUUACCUCAGAGAAGCGGCGGCGCUCGGGGGUCGCGCGCCACACCCCCUCCGGUGAGCCGGACGUGGAGUGGAAAUGGCGUCCUCGCCGGUUCCUGAGUCGGCCCCAGAGCCGGGGGGCAGCGGCACCCAUUCGGAGCGGGAGCUCCUUCUCCGCCGCGGGGAGCUCCUGGCGCUGGGCAACCACCUGAAAGAGGCUCUGGAGACUUACUCGGCGGCGCUGCGCCUGGGCUCGCCCAGCUCCCGCCGCCGCCUGGGCGCGCUGGUGGACUGCCUGGUGCUGCACUACCGCCUCCGGCAGAGCGGCGAGAGAGCGGGCGACGCGCCGAGGGAAGGCGGCGGAGGGAGGGCGACGGCGGCGGAGGAGCAGCAGCAGGGGACCGCCGGCCGGGAAGACGGCUCCUCCGCGGCGGCGGCGGCGGGGCUCUUCCGCUGCCCCGGCUGCGAGGGCUUCCUCGGCGAGCCGGUGGUGGCGCCGUGCGGGCACGCCUACUGCCGCCGCUGCGUCCACGAGCACCUCCGCGCCCGCUGCCGCCGCUGCGGGGACCCGCUGGCUUCGUCGCCCGUCGCCGUCGCCCUGGGACACCUGGCGGAGAAGUGGUUCCCGGAGGAGUGCAAGAGGGCUCGCACCUGGCGGCGCCUCGGAGAGAUGCUCGUGCAAGGGCAGCUGCGGGAAGCCAGCGAAGCCGCCAGCCAGGCCCUCGAAGAGGGUAAGAGCCACGGCCGCUGCUUGGGCCUCUGAAGCGGGGUGGGUGGGAAGGGGGGGGUUCCUGUGGGGUAAAAAGGGGCCUUUGACUACAAUCGUGCGCUUUGGGGAGCCUGAUCGAACUCGAAUGUGCCUAGCGCUGGGCUCCCGACAAUUGGAAUCGGUCCCGUGAAGGAAUCUGUGGGGAUCAUGCAUGUAGGCAUGCACAGGUGUGCACGCUUGCUUCAACCCAGAAGCUUGCCGGUUACUUGAUGGCUUGCAAGCAUAGAGGACAUUUUUCGUAAAGAGGCCAGAUGCUCCAUAUCGCCCUAACGCAAUACUUCUGGGCGAGCUGAAGUCACGCAUUCAGCCGGGAAGUGAGUGUUGCAUAACCUAAGCAUGAUCCAGAUUCCUGUAUGUGAAACAGGCCCCGGCGCACUGUAGCUAGUUUUCCAGUAAAAUUGUGCACAUCAGAUUGCGAAUUUAACAUGGCCCUCAGAGGUGGCAACCUGUAUGCAGGACUUUUGGAAGUUCCUAGAAAGUUGGCUUUUUGCAAGAAUUUCACAAGUGAAACUCAUACUGCAGAUUGUCUUCCACCUUUUCAGUGAGUACUUAAGGUGGAACAGUGAAUCCUGAUGGUUUCUAGGGGGCAUUAUGGGUUUGAGGUAUCAUGUUGGUUAUUUUGCAUAAUGUGAGUGACCUGAAGAGAGUCCCUACCUUGGAGCUGUGAGUAUCCUGUUACCCUUUGUUUUGUAGGGAGGUAAAAAUGCUUGUUUUGUUUUUCCUGAUGCUCUUUCUGUAAACUUUUCCAGAGUUUCCAAAAGCUGGCAUUUAGCUGUACAGUGGUACCUCGGGUUACAUAUGCUUCAGGUUACAUAUGCUUCAGGUUACUGACUCUGCUAACCUAGAAAUAGUGCUUCAGGUUAAGAACUUUGUUUCAGGAUAAGAACAGAAAUCAUGCUCCGGCGGCAACAGGAGGCCCCAUUAGCUAAAGUGGUGCUUCAGGUUAAGAAUGGACCUCCAGAACAAAUUAAGUACUUAACCCGAGGUACCACUGCAUAAGCAAAGAGGAAUCUUUGAAGAUGCAUUCUAUGGGAUUAGCUUUGUUAGUUGAUGAAGUGCUAUGGGACUGUCAUUUUCUGAAAGGUAGUGAAAAAGUUUCAGCUUCUAAAUUUUGGAACCCAUUUUCAGAGUAUAUUACAUAAAAAUAGGAACCUUGAAUAAAAACCUGUAUUUCUAAAUGAAGGGAUGCAGAUAUGGGUGAAGGAGCACUCAUUCACUUGGGCUUAGCAACUGUGUUUGGGAGGUGGUGGUCAGAAGAGGCUUGGCUGUGAAACCUGUAACACUGAGGACCAGUAAUUACUUAUGAUGAAUUCACUUUUACCAGAGGCCUAUUUUCAGUCUCCUAAAGUGUUACUGAGACAAUUCGCAGGAGGCAGGCUAGUUGCAUAAGCAGAUGGGGGCGUGGAAGGGGAAAAGGUUGUAUAAUGCUGAUGACAUCACAGAUGGGAGUGUUGAGUCUUUCACAACACUGUUUAGAAAAGACUUGUAUGGGGAGGUCUAGAGAUAUGACUAGGUUAAUAUUCUGGGAGCACUUCACAGCAUGUUCAAUACUGAGUACUACUUGUAACACUGUAUGAAAUAAACUAAGGAAAAUUUAAUUGUGCGCAUGCUUUUAUAUCUCUGAAAGAUGUUGAAUCUGGGCUUGGUGAUUGUGACCUUUUGUAACUAUUCUGGUUUUCUGGCUGUUCAAAUCAUAAUAGGCGUCUAAAUUCUCGUUCUUUGAGAACACUAUAUUCUGUCCUGCACUUGUGCUUCUGUGGUCCUGGUAUCUUACUUUUGAGAUGCAGAGCAAUGACCAGCUAAAAUAUUGGGCUUCCUAGUUUCUAACUUGAAAGCCUAAUCCAAAUAUGUUAGUACUACUUUCUGAUGAAAGUUUUAUCAUUGUUUGAAAAUUGUCUAAUUUGUUCAAGAGACUAAUAUUCUUCUUUUACUACACAUCAGACCAAGGACAUUUGCCUGAAAUAAAAAUGGGUGUGUUGGAAGGAUAGUUACAGGGAAUGAAAUGUUUAUUUUGCUUUGAGACAGAAACUUUGCAGAGUUAGAGGUUUGCAUGUGCACCACAUGUCCUUAAUUUCGAGUCAGAAUAUGGGAGUGAACCUCAAGGCCUAGUGCAGAAGUCUUACUCUUGAUGCUUUCAUCCAGUAGGCUAGGCUAAAUUUGGGAAGUGGCCUAUUGUGCCGUAUUUAUAUGACCUUAGAUUCAGUUCCUAAUCUCCAGCAUGUGACUUGAUCAGCAGAAGUGUCUGAGUAGUAUGUGGGGCAUCUGAUAUAAUGGAGCUAUAAACAGCCAUAAAGACUUAGAAAGGACUUCAGCUGGACUUGUUUGAGUUGUUUUUGGUCUUGUUGUGUACUAGGAGAGUGUCUCACUGUCCAUUCAGAUGCAUAUGAAUACACAGGAUGGGAAAUGCUAGAUACCAGCAUUAAUUACUGCAUUGCUAUAGGCAAAACUAGCAACUUUUAUGCUCUAGUUCAGCACGGAGUUGAAUUUCUGAUGUUUAGGUUCUUGGCCUGCCUAGUGCCUGAAGUUCACCGUGCUAAUGUUGUAAACUUGUCUGCUUCCAGCCAGUACCUCAUGAAAAUGCUACUGUAUGACUCAGGAGCUUCUUUUCUUUUUCCUUGUAGUCUCUUUCCCACCCUAAAAACCACCCCACCCAAUAUUUUCUAGAGGGUUAUGGGACCCUUUGGAGCAGAUUUGCGGAGCUGUUAAAGGGCACAGAGGAAGCUGAAAUCUAAUCACAUGAGAGGACACUUGUACAACUUUGAAUCAACAUAUAGGGCAGUAUCUGCAGUAUGCUGCAGGUCUUAGCUGAUCUUUUAGACUGUGUGUGCCACUCAGUUGUGCAACAUCAAAGUGGGGUUAGUUUCCUUUUUAUAUGAUCUGUGUUGGCCCCUUUCAGUAUGUGCAAACUAGCUAUUAAACACUGGUGUGGCAUGUUAAUUUUAGUAAUAAUAAUUUUUUGAAAUUGAAUUUGUAAGUCAUAGAAAGAAAGGCAUCCCAGAAUUGGGGCUUAAACCUUUAUGAAAAUUGGAUAAUUCUUUUAGGAGAGUUAAGUUAGGAGUUAUUUACACACGUACAGGGAGCAGGGGUAUAGCAAUUAAAUAUUUUUUAAUAUGUCACCUUGGUGGUACGUUUGCCUCCUAGAUUUAAAAAAAUUAUCAUAACUCAUUCUACAGUAAUUAGAAAAAGCAUACAUUAAUACAAAAUAAUAAUCAUAAAGUAUGUUUACUCAGCACCUUGCCCACAUAAUCAAAGAAAAGAAAAACUUGGAAGCAGUUGAUCUACUUUCAUAAUUACAUGAUGUGCCUAGAUGCACUUUGGGGCAUGAUUAAAAUGUGUCAUAAGAUGUUUGGAAAACUGAGACCAUAUCCAGUCAGCGUCUAAAACUCUUGAGGUAUUUCAAACUGUUGGGAUUUAAGGGUUAGAAACCAAAAAGUUGACAUCUUGCACAAAAGUAGUGUUGUCGUCUUGAACUGUCAAGCUCUAAGGGAGUUAAACAGGCAACUAGAUGUGACAAGGUGAUAUCCACAAUCUGUGUGGUUUCAAGUAGUUCAUUUUGCUUUCAGAGUGGAAGAUGUGAUUACAAAUUCACCGAUGUUGCAUCUACUCUGGCCAUGCCAAUAUUAUCCUUUUAAGCUUGUAAUCAGUCAAUAUCUUUGCUUUCAUGCCUAAGUAAACUUUACUGCUGCAAGCAUAGUCUUGAAAUACAGUGCCAAAACACUAGUAGACAGAAAACACUGAAUUCUGUCCUUUUUUGAAGGCUUUCUUUAAUUUAUUUGUCCUGUAUUCCCUUGCUUAUCCUAUAGACUAGGGUGGUUCAAGGAUUUGCAGACUGCCCAACUUGGGAGAAGAGUGAAGGAAGACUGGUCUUGUCUUACAAACUAUGUCUAUACAGAUUUUAAGACCAUAUUGGGUCCACAAAACCAACCUAAACUUCAGUUUGGGCUUUGGACUAGCAUUCAGAUAUUUUUAUUGGUCUCUAAGCAUGUAAAUAGUUCUGGUAGUUAGGUUAAUUGCAUUAGGGUUUUUCAGGAUCUUUACUAUCACCUUUUUUGCAAGGGUAUUUUAACAUUUAGUAAGUCACAAAUCUUUACUAACAAGCUUGUCCACAUCAACAGCAUGAAAUAAUGAACUAUUUCUCUUCAAACUUAGAAAGCUUUUUUUUUUUUUUUGUCUGGCUUCUUGGAAAAUGUUAUUUUCCAUAGGUACAUAUCUAUUUCUAAGUCUGCACUGCAUGUGUAUUUUGGAUUAUAAAAACAUAAGUAGUUUCUAUUCAGCUACAUGACAAAGUCAUUGGUUUUUAUUUUAGAUCCUAGUGAUUUGAUACUACGGGUUUAUAGAGCUGAAUCCUAUGCUGGCCUCCAAGAAUUUAAAUAUGCCCUGGAUGACCUGAAUGCUGUUACUGCUAAAAUGCCAAAUUGGUCUGAGGUAAGUCUAUAAAGUGUAAAUGCUUAAGAUAAUAGCCUAUUAAGUCAUCCUCGGAGUUGACUUAUUAAAGUUGAUGGACUAAAGUCCAUUGAUUUCAGUGGUCUUAUUUUUAAGUUUGACUGAUAUUGAAUAUCACAUCCAGUGUACUUGUAUUAUGAAAAAUACAAAAACAUGAUGCUAGAAAUUGUGUCAGCAUUUUCAAACCCAAACCUACCUUUAUCCCAGGCAUGCAUUUGGGAACCAUUUAUUUUUUCCCAUGCAUUUGCAUGGUGGUGGUACUGCUGUUUUGACCCACCUUGGGUCAGGUUCACCACGUGGAUUGAGUCUUUUGGCAGGCAUAGUACUGCACACUUCUAGCAGAAGCCCUGUUCUGUUUGUAAUUAUGUUUUCAAGCACAAUUGUGCAGAAGUUGAAAAGCUUUGUCGAGAUAAAAAGGCAGGAGUGUUUAAGCUUCAUUAUAAGCACUUCAAGUCAAGAGUUAAAUGAUCCCUCCACCCCCAGUUCUGCAACUGGUUCUGCAGUUGGUUGGCUUUUCUAUGUGCACAUGCACGUACAUAUAAUUUUGCAUGAAACAAGAAUAUAAACUGCAUUCACACUGUGGAUGAAUAAAUCAAUUUUGCAUUGUGCUUUUCAACAGGUGCUUUUCAACAGUAGCUGUACGUAUAUGAUGCAGACUAAGGGCUUGUUCACUCUUACGUUUGACCCGUUGCUUUCCCUUGGGGAAACCUGCAGUUUAGUGCUGAAUCGGAGCAAAUGGCAAUCUGGUUUUCCGUGGAUUGCCAUUUGUUCUGAUUUAUCACUAGAGGGGGUUUUCCAGGGGAAAGCAGCAGGGCAAAGGCAAAACAGCUCGGACCUGUCCCUAGAAAGCAUGGGAUAAGCAUUUGCUUUCUAGGCACAGGAUAAACAGAAGUGUGGAUGAGUGCUAAGUAUGAAAGGGUGAAACAAGGUCUGAAAGAAAAAGUGAAUGGAGUGUGUUAUGCCUGUAUACUGUUUAUUCCAAUUGGUUCUAUGGACUGGAGGAAGUAGUGAUGGUAGAAUGCAUAGGAUGUGCCAUCCUUUUGUUUGAGUUCUCUGCUGUUAUUCUGUCUCAUUGCAUAACAUCAGGUAUUACACUAACUCUUAAAACCAUUAGUGCCGUUGUAGGUUCUAUUGGUUUCACUGAGGCUUUCUUCUAUAGCAACUUGUAAGAUCCCAAUCAAAUACCAUAUUUUUUGCACCAUAACACUCACUUUUUUCCUCCUAGAAAGUAAGGGGAAAUGUCUGUGCGUGUUAUGGAGGAAAUGCCUACGGGUGGCAUGCCUACGGAUUUUCCUCCUCUAUAAACUACGUGCGUGUUAUGGUCGGGUGCGUGUUAUAGAGCGAAAAAUAUGGUAAUUCAGUGGCAUACAUAGCUACAGGAAGCAAAAGCUCUAUUGUACCCAGUGGGGCUAACUUCAAAGGAAAUAUGCUUAGGCUCAGGCUUCUAAAUCUUUCUGUGAUGCAAACCAAAUGAUUAACAUUUAAAUACCUUUGAAUUUUUUUAGGUCUACUUUCGGAAAGCAAGAAUACUUAAUAAUGCUGGGUCUAAAGAUGAUGCCUUACAGCUCCUUCUUCACUGCCUAGCCCUUGAUGAAGAAUUUAUUCCGGCAAAACUAGAAGUUGAGAAGGUAUUUAUAUAUUUUAAAGCAAUUCUUAGUUUUUGCUUUCAGUUCUAAUACUUUUCAAAUGUAGUUACUUCCUGUGAAGAGGAAGUUACCAAUGUUCACGUAGAAAACAAAACUUGCAUUACAGUUAAUUUUUCCAGAGAUCUGAAGCCUGGUGAACUACUUAAAAAGCUCAGCUGGUUCACUGUAGUAUGUUAAAAAGUUAGAAGACUGGGAUGAUUGGAUUUACAAAAUUUUAGUAAUAGCCGGCUUAUUCCUUAAUAUUGUCCAUUUCACAGAUGCUGUGUGAUUUGUUAUCACCAGAAAGUGUGAGAAAGAGUCUGAAGGAAUCUGCUAUGAAUUCUUCGCAUGUUCGAAGUAAACCAUUUAUACAUGGUUCUGAAAUGGAAGAGUCUUGUGAAAAUUUACAGCACAGUUCAGAGCCAGUAAGUAAUGAUUAUUUUUUCCACACAUAUUUCAAAUGUUGCUAUACACAAUAUGUAGGUUGUGCUGUUGACUUGCUUCUUGUUUCAUCUUAUUCUAGUUUGAUGCCAUAUAAUUUUGAAAUUUCAGGGUUGAUAGGGAAUGUGGAAAGAAUCUAGAACAAUGCUCAACAUUGUAGAGAGAAUGUUAUUUAUAUGCUAAUGAAAAUUAUGGGAAUGGUUUUUAAAAUGACAAUUGUGAAGCAAUACUUUAAAAAAAAAAAAAAGCUUUUCCUGUAUGUGCUUCUGCUCCCAUAGUCAGAGUUGUUUAGCGGUGCAAGUUAAACAAACAAUGAAGCAGUUUAGAGCCAGAAUUUUAAGUUUGCUUGAGUUCUGGAUUCCAAACAGUUCUUUGUGUCUAGGGACUCCUGAGGUUCUAUUUCAGCACAGUAGAAUGUUGUGCAAGUCUGUAUUUUUAGGAUAUUGCUUUUUAUACUCCCAGGUCUGCAUUCACACACGGAAGUUGUGACAUGGUAAGGUUCCAUCUAACAAUGUGCCUAGUUUCAUAAGUGAGAGUGGAAGUAGAAUUUUAGAAAUACAGAAUGACAGCUAAUAUUCAGCUAGGACCAGAUAUUAUUAGUUCCCUGCAAAUCAUAUUAAUAAUGUGAAACAUUCUGAAGUAGUCCACAGAAAUUUCAAGGUGGCCCUUUGCACUAGGAAAUGUGCCUGUUCUGGAUAACGAAGGUUUAUCUAAAAAAUUGUGAUUCUGCUGGCAGAUAUUGUUGCCAAUUUAUCUGAAAUUUGAUAAAGAUUCCAUUCCCCCCACCCAUUGUUUUUUUGGUAGGAUUUAGAAAUGCAAGAGCCUGUUGGAGGAAGCCUGCAUCGUGCACAGUCUGCCCAUUCUCUCCACUCAACAGAAACAAAUGCCAAAGACGAUGGAUUAAAAAGGGUUUCUUCUGAACCUCUGCUUUCCAGCCAAGAUAAAGGUGCUUUAUUAAAAAGAAAGUGGUCCCUUUCAGAACAAGAUGUUAAAGUUAUUGAAGAUGGAAGAAAUAAACAUAAAAAACAAGGAGGUAACUAUUUAGUCAUUCAUAUUGAUUUCUGAUAAAUUCAGUAUUUCAUGCUUUGAUAAUAUCCUGUAUUGUUUAUUUAGAAACUACAAAAAGGGAUGCCACCUUUCCAUUCAAUCAUGGACCAGUUCCAGAGGAUUUGAUUGAUGUUUCAGACUUUGAGUGUUCAUUGUGUAUGAGGUAAUACAGUGGUUUCUUUAAUCAACCUUUUUAUUACCCAUUUGAUCAUCUUUGUCUUUGAUCUCUUCUCCAUCUUAGGGCAGCUUUUAUGUUAAGAUUCUUGCUCUAAAGCUGCUGAAAAUUGCUUCUGUGCGCAAAUUGCUCCAUGCUGUGCAAAGAGAGAAGCACAAUGUUUGUGUCUUGCUACAUGUGCCAGCCUUUCAGCUCCCAAACUGUGGUCCUCAGACAACCAGUGAUGCAUGAACUUAAUUCAAGUGGUCUGUGGCAUGUCUUUGGAAAACCAAUAACAAAAGCAAUUAAAAUAAUACUGCAUGUAACACAGCACAUUACAAUUCCUACAACAAGCAUUAAAAUUAGUAAGUGGUCUGACAAGACAGCAAUGUUCCAUCAGUCCCAUCAGUUAAAAUGUUUGGGAACCAUUGGUAAACGAUAGUAUUAAUGUGCAUUUCUGGCUAGUUCCAAUGAGUGAACUUUUCACUCAAUCAGGUUGGUACACAUGGUGGAAGGCUCACAAAUAUUUCUCUUUGGCAGUAAUGUGUUGUUUCAUAGACAUCAUAAGGGAAUGUCUGCAAGAGAGUUAGGGUUUAACCAAAUGGCCCCCUAAUAUUGCCAAAAGUACAGUUUUGGCAACUGCUUGUCAAGCCCUGUCAAGAACAUAAGUCUGGUUAACAAAACAUAAACAGUCAAGCCUACAGGUUCUGUGCAAUUGGUUUGCAUCUGACUGCCCAAGACAUGACUCCAUGACAUUUGCUACAUUUAUUUGGCACUUUUUUUGCAUCUUGGGGGAUGCAUGUAUGGAACAUAUUGAAAGCUGCUCUUCAACACUUCUGCCACACAGACAUUUCAUAGAGGACUGUCUUCUUGGAAGUCUAAUGAACAUGCAUUGUCACUAAUGCCAAAUGUCUGCUAGGAGGAAUAACAGAUCAAUCUUAUUUCUUAAUUAUUCUAAGCCUACAACAGCCAAGGUGGUUACAAGAUAAAAGCAUCCAAAUGGUUUGUUUUGUUCUGACUUGGCUUAAUUUACUUGUUUUAAUGUUUGUCACUAAAGUGACUGUAGCAUGAUUAACUUCUUGAAUUUUUUUUCAGGCUUUUCUUUCAUCCUGUGACAACACCCUGUGGCCAUACUUUCUGUAAGAAUUGUUUAGAACGAUGUUUGGACCAUUCUCCUCAGUGUCCUCUCUGUAAAGAAAGCUUAAAAGAGGUAAUAUUUACCAUACACAACAUUGCUGUCUUCUAAAACAAGUAUUUGUAAUACAGAAUAUAUAUAUAUAUAUAUAUAUAUAUAUAUAUAUAUAUAUAUAUAUCUCAUUAAAUAAAAACUUGGUGGAAGCUAAGUCUUUAUUCGGAUGUUUUUCUGCAAUGGAAAUGGUUUUCAGAAGCUUCUUUUGUUCAAAGUAUCAUCAGUAGGAAUUAGGGCUGCUAAGUUUUGCUCAGUUUAUUAGCCAUAGAAAGUGAGUGCACGUGGUAGUAUAUGUGAUUUAUAUUUUUAUUUGUAAACUGCCUUAACUAUUAUUUUAUCAUAGAAAGGCAACAUAUAAAUGGCAACACAAAAAACCCCGUACACUGAUGUCAGUUGCCAGAGAGAGAAAAGCAAACAACAAUUUUAUUUAUACCCCGCCCAUCUGGCUGGGUUUCCCUAGUCACUCUGAAUAGUAAAAGCACCCAGCAGAAUACUAAAAGCACAAUAAAAAACUAAACAUUAUAACUUCCCUAAACUUCCCUUUUCCUAUGUCCAUCAGAAGCCAGGUAGCUGAUUUGAGUGUGAUUUAAAAAUGUAUACCUCACUUUUCUUUAUAAAGUUCGUCUUUCUACAAUAAUGAACACAAGAACAGUCUUGCUUGAUCACAGCAUGGUUGCCUAGCCCAGAUGAGUGGCAGCAUAUGUUCCCAGCAACAGCCAACAAUUACAUACAGAAUGAACUGAUGCUGCCUCUCUUCUUAGCCUUCCUGGAGAAAUGGCAUUGCCUACCUUGCAAAAAAAAAAAAUUGUCUCUUUUAACUGUCACUUCUGGUUGAGCUAGCUGAAGGGCAGAGCCAGAAAGUGAAACCUGCAUUGUGAGGUUUAUGCUACAAACAGGUUGUUGCACAGGAUGGCCGUAUAUUGGGCCAAAAUUUUGAUUGAGGCAUAACUUUUUAAUUGAUUGAAUUGACUAAUUAUGUUAAUUAACCCUAGUAAAAGCUCUGUUGAAAGAAAAUUUGAGAAGUUCUAAAGUAAAAACUGUGUUCAAGAGAAACAAAGUGGUCAACGCAGGAUUGUUGUAUCACCCUGUUUUCUGCUUGAUAUAUAGAAAUUGAAGGCUAGUAUAAAAUAAUUUGGAUUAGCAUCUUUGCAGUAAUUAAGCUAUAAUGACUUAAGAUUUUAUUUUUACUUCUAGUAUUUGGCAAGUAGACAAUAUAGAAUUACACAGCUGCUGGAAGAAUUAAUAGUAAAGUAUUUACCUGCUGAGCUAUCAGAGAGAAAAAGAAUUAAUGAUGAAGAAACAGCUGAAUACUCCAGGUAAGUUUAUAAACUGACUUAUUAACAAGUUUAGGAACAAGUACUAAACCUUUUUAGUUGUGCCUGCUUUUGAAAAGCUUUCUUCCCUCAGCUAUGUUUUUAUUUACCUCAUAUUUUGAAGUGUAGUCUCGGUCUACUUCUAGUAGAUGGAUUUGUUACUGAAUCACCUAACUGAAGAGAGCAAACUGAAUAACAUGAAUUUGGUACAAGCAGGUACACUGACCUGUUUGACGCUUGCAAGUGCAGGUGGUUCUUCCUGCUUUUUCUUGCAACAGUUCCUCUAAAGGAGCUCAACAUCAUGUGUUAUCCUCACAGCAAUGAUUCAAAAGAAUCAUUAUAGCCAGGUAGCAGUAUCUCAAGCCCAAGCACUACAUAAUAAUGGCAUAUUUUUUAUUUUUAAAUACAGAUCUGUUCCAAUUACGUAUAGAGGAAGGACUGGGGGCUUGAUUUUAAGAGCAAAAUGUAUGCAUAGAGCAGGGGAUGUGAAGUCUCUCCCUGUCCAUGGCUUACCUCCUUGUUGCCAGUCCUCUGGUGUCACAGCCAGAUUUGCUUCUAGUAUUGGAUUCUGGCUCAAGGGAUGGGGAGGGAACAUCUGGUGAGAAGGGUCCAGCACAUCCUGCCCACACACUUCUUUCUAAAUCAUAUUCUACCUGGUCUUUAUACAUGGUUGGCAUAUCACCACAUAGAUGUUAUCAAAAAGCGUUCUUUCCUGUUGCUUUUUGCUAUUGCUUAGAAACUUGAGGUCAUUCUAAUCUGUUUUAGGAUUUCAACAUUUGUAUGUUUUAAAGUAGGGUUGUGAUUUUUUUCUUUAUUACUGCUUUAUCUUUUGUAAGCCACCUUAAGGUUUUUCACAAUCAGUGGUGUCUAAAUUUUAUAUAAUAAUAAUAAUAAUAAUAAUAAUAUAGUACUCUGGUUUAGAAUUGCAACAAAAACAGAUGAGAGAAAUUUUUAUGCUAAUUGAAUAUCCACAUUCCAUUUGGAUGACUUAAAAGAACUUGAAUUAAAUUAUUUACAUAAGUCUUAACAGUGCUUUUUCUCGGGGGGGGGGGGGACAGAUACCCCCAAACAUUUUGUGAAUCUUUGUACUUUUGUCCAUUUACUGUAUUUAUUUUCCCGACUUGAACUAUGAAAUGAUGAUUUUCUUGAGUCAAAAUGAAAGUACCCUUAAACAUUUUUUAGAAAAAAGCACUGAGUCUUAAGCCUUAUUUCUCUUCAUAUUGUAUACAUCUUCAUUCCUACUGAUUUCAGGCCUUGUGCUAUAGCUUAGCUUUUGUAAGAGGUUAAGGGAGUAUAUGUACAAAGCACAACCUACUAUUUACCUGUAUCAAAAGAGAACUGUUCGGGCAAUGUAGGUUUUAAAAAUACUAUUAUAUAUUUUUCAGCUUGACUAAGAAUGUUCCAAUCUUCGUUUGCACUAUGGCCUAUCCAACUGUGCCUUGUCCCCUCCAUGUAUUUGAGCCAAGGUAUCGACUGAUGAUUCGAAGGAGUGUGGAAACAGGGACAAAACAAUUUGGGAUGUGUAUCAGUGACCCUAAAAAUGGGUAUGUAUGUGUUCCACAGUUUUUAAAUAUAUAUAUAUAGAGAGAGAGAGAGAGAGAGAGAGAGAGAGAGAGAGAGUGUUUCCGAAGUGGAUACUGACACAGCGCCUCUUUUUCUAGCUUUGCAGAUUAUGGCUGCAUGCUGUACAUUAGAAACCUUGACUAUCUCCCAGAUGGACGGUCUGUUGUUGAUACAGUUGGAUUAAGAAGAUUCAGAGUUCUGCAAAGGGGGAUGAAGGAUGGCUACUACACUGCAGACAUUGAGUAUCUAGAAGAUAUAAAGGUAUUGGAUUUCACAUUCACUUAUUGCUUAAAACAGGAUUUUAAUAAUGCAUUUUCUAAACAUAUACAGAUACACAGAUUAUAGCCUACUUGUUCAAAUGUAAAGCUACUUUGUAUAUAAAGCAUGUGCAUUUAGCAUCCCCUUGUUAAUUAGAAUGGAAACUUGCAAUUUACAAUGCAUGGUAAGAGGUUUUAAUUCCACAUUUUAGGUGAAGACAUGUUUUAGAUUAGUGUUGCAAAAAUAAAAAUUAGGGAGCAGAUGUCCACUUCUGCUUGAAAAACUUGCUUUUCUGCCGUAUGGUUGAUUCUGGCUAUGGAGGAAUUGUUCUCCUUGCAGCCCAACCAAUUUCUGGCUUUAAUGUUUAAAGGAACACACAUCAAAUGAAACAGGUGGUCUUACCAUUUGAGUACUUUUGGAUACGUGAAGAAAGGGUUAUUGUCAAGCUGCCACUUUAAGCAUAUGUAUUGCAGGUUAUAGUUUUAGGUUACUUUUUUUUAAAAAAAUGAUAUUUAUUGAGAAUUUUAAAGUUACAAAGAAAGAAGAAAGAAAAGACAAGAAAAGGAGAAAAAGAGAGAAAGAAGUAGAUAAACAUAACAAUUAAACAAUACAGAUCAAUAAAAACCAGUGUCAAAAAAAAUAAUAACAAAACACACAAUACAUCUAAAUCAAAAAACAAAAAUAAACAAACAAUUAAAAAACAAGUCUAAUAUUCCCAAAUCCUUAGCUUUCAUUAACUUAUUUCAACGACCUCCUCACACCUCCCUUUUUUGUAUUCUGGUUAUUAAUUAUCUCAGCAAAUCCUUUCCAUCUUUCACAAUAUUCUGUCAUUUAAAUUACCUUAAUCUAUUUUAACCUUAUCUUACCUAAAAAAACCCUAAAGCUUAAAACUUAAAACUUAUAUAUACCAAAUUAUUUUAACCAUAACAUAUUCUUUCAUAAUUCUUUUUGACAUUUCUGCUAAGGCCAAAUAAUUUCAUUCCAACAUUUUUCUAAUACUCAUUAAUUUUACAAUACUUUUCUAAAUAAAUUUUGAAACUUUCUUCCAAUCUUCAUCCAUCGUCUCUUCUUCCUGGUCUCGGGUUAUGUCAGUCCUUUCUCGUUUAUCUAAUCCAUCAACCUGGUGCUCUUACGUCCGAGGCUCUUAAAUCUUUUCCAUGUCCCUUCUGCAGAUCUUCUUGUUUAUACCUGCCCUUUACUUUAUCUUUUGUUGAUCUUUUUCUUAUUUUCUUUCCUUUCUCAUUGGGGAGUAGAUCUCGGGAGGACUCCAAUCCAAAAGUAUCUCCAUCUCCAUCUCUCCUCAGCAGAUCAGUCCAUUCCCCACAGUCCAUUCCCCACAGUCAACACUGUAAUCCAGAAAGUAUUUAAAAGCAUAUUUCAAAUUCUUUCCAAAAUUAAGAGCCCUCACAACUCCAAACCCCCCCUGGUCCACUCCAGAUUCGAACUUCGAGAUCAGCAGCUUAUACUCCUGCAAGGCCUCGGGUCUCUCCAUUUGUAUUAUUUGAGGUUAAACAACAACCUCCUCCAUUUUCUUCUGCCCUUGCGCUUGCCCUAUCAAAACAGAUUCCUGGGCUGGUUCCUGAAUGGUUUCUAUAUGGGUAUUCGCCGUUUGUCCAAAGUUUUUAACUGCAACAGUCAUCAAAUCCAUCUUCUCAUGCAUCUGCUCCAGCAGAGCACUUGUCUUGCACAAAGCAAGCACCAAAACUUCUUGUAAACACAUUUUUUCCCCCCAAGGUUAGAGUCUGGUCUCACGAUCCUAAUCAUACAGCUGUGAGGUCCCCAGAUCAGCUCCAGCAACAAAUUAACAAGCUCCCUCUAGAGGAGACAAUUUCUAUUUGUAUCCAUCUUUUAAAAGCAGGACCAACAAGGAAAAAUUACUUUCACUUUUCAAUAGUUUUAGGUUACAUUAAAUGUGUCUUAAAACACUAUUGAUCUCAUUCAUAUAUAAGAGCUUUCAUCUUGAAAGUGCUGUUUAGGUGCAAGCAUCCCUUGUAUGCAUAGAGAAUUGCUUUUGACAUUGGAGCUCAUGAACUUUCAUGAGAACUCUGUGUUUUAUCUUACACAUGGAACUCUGAAUGUGAAAGACCUGGCUUAUUUGGACAAUCCUCCAGGCUAUGGUUUUGAAAAAUCACAGGUUCAAAUGUUCUCCAUUCUUUUCUAUGCACAGCUUAAUAUGUUGUUUUCUGGUCUGUUUGCCAUUUUACCCAAACAAACAUGCUAUGGUUUCAUCUUACUCUCCCAAAUAGGGUUGCAGACCACUGUUUGAUCCUAGUUUGAAAGGCAUCCUGGAACCAUAACUUGUUUAGAUGUAAUGGCUCUCAUUUGGAUUGAUUGAUUAAGGCAGUAAUUUCUUAAGCCCAUACAUGAAGGCAGUGGGGAGGGGGAGGCUUGGGCCUAGGAGCUGAUACCCCAAAACAUGGUUUGAAUUAUUGACCCAAUCUAGUUUUUUGUGUGAGAUGCUUUGCUGUUGAUGGCAAUAUUUUUAUGAACUACUUCAGCACUGAAUUUUUCCCAUUCUCUUUAAAUAUAGACUGAACUCAGACUUACGAUUUUUUGCUUUUUUAUGCAAAUUAGCUAUGAAAGUCUUCACAUAUACAGCUUAAUUGUUUUGUUUUGUGACUAUACUGCACUUUCUUCAUUCAUAGGUUGAAGAUGAAGGUGAGAUGAAGAAACUUGGAGUGCUCCAUAAUUUUGUAUAUAGCCAAGCUUGCAGUUGGUUCCAAAGCUUAAGAAACAAAUUUCGUAGCCAAAUACUUCAGCACUUUGGUCCAAUGCCAGAGAGGGAAGGAAACAUACAGGUAUUCAGACACCAUACAGUAUCUGUCUAGCAAUUAUUGGCAUGAUAUGGGUUGCUUUGUUAGUAAAGGAAGCAGUAGAAAGAUUGGUAGAGUAACUGAUGUGGCGGUGGUAAUCAUUAGGGGAAAAAAUGGACAGCAGCUAAAAGAGAGAGAAGCCAAGAUGGUGCCAAUUAAUAUGUAUUCAAAGAACUGCAAAAAGCCCAGUGUGUAUUUUAAAUAUGUGGUUGUGUCGGACAAUGAAACCAGGUUUUUAAAAAGCCAGUUCUUGAACUCCUUCCUCUAUAAUAUUAUUCUAUUUACACUUAAGGAAUAAAUCUUUCUCAACACUAUUUUGAGGCUGUUCACUUUUUGUGGCAAUGGGCAACACAGCUGACAAAGCUGCAUGUCCUUAGUGGGAUGGAGAAGUGCUGUUGUCACAGUGGCUUUCAGCACAGGCAGACUGAAGCUUUGCAUUGCCGAGCGGCUUUGAGAUGUCCAAGACAUUUCAACUAAAACAUCUGAUGGAUAGUGUCAACCUGUCUAUACUGUAAUGGUAGUGAAAUUUACAGCAGGGAUACACUUGCCAUCUUGAUCUUGUGCUGUAAGACACAGCUGCUUAGGGCAAACACUUUCAAUCACAGACAGAGAAGACAGAGAUUACUGCUGAAAGUUGGUUUUGUGUAAGCUAGCUAAUAAAACCACCUCAUUUUACGUUAUCAGGAAAUCUUGAAUUCCUAGGACCUGGUGGUUGAUAAUGGCAAUGGAAAAUGAAACAAUGUAUUUUGAUCUCUAGAACCUGUUCAUUUUACAUCUGUGUUGUAAGCCAUUUGUUACAAUUAGUACAUUCUAAUUUUUUGUUCCUUAUUUUUAGGAAAUGGCUAAUGGACCCGCAUGGUGUUGGUGGCUUCUAGCUGUCCUGCCUGUGGACCCUAGAUACCAGCUUUCUGUGCUGUCUAUGAGAUCUUUGAGAGAGCGACUAAUAAAAAUUCAAGAUAUAUUGAUGUAUUUCUCUAGAAACCAGUCCAAAUGACUAUCCAGAUCUAACUGAAACAAUACCCUAUUCUCGCUGUAACUACAGCUGGAGUUCUUGCAGCAUUUGCACUUUUAGUACUGGUCUGAGAACUGUAUCAGAACUGCUUUCUUUCUUCCUUUAUUAAUCAGUUCUUCACAUGGGUCCCCCUCAACUUGAAGGGCACCACUAAAAUUGCACACAGAAAAAUUAAAUCCGGAAAAAACUAUGGGAAAAUUCUACUUUAUUUGCACUAUAUACAAGUGAGAAUGUAUCAUCCUAUGGUGUAUUUCCACUGAUUAGUUAAGAAGCAUUGGAAAGUGCAAGAUUUAAAAAUGUCCAAGUUUACAAUAUUAAGGAUGCAUUCAAAAUCUUGCAAAUCAGAACUUGCCUCUGAUACAGCACCCUGUUGCUAUUUGCACAAAGUAUUUAAAACGUAGUAUUGAAUGUUGCUAUAAAAAACUUGUUUUGUGAGUGUCUUAACUAUAAAUAUGGCACAAGUUAACUUUCUUGCAUACUUUCAGAAUAAAAAUGAUUGUAUGAAUUUGGAGCCAUGUUAAAGAACAAUUGAAAUAUAGGUUGGUCAAGAAGUUAUUGAAACUGUGAAGACAUUACCUAUAACUGUGCAUUGUGAAAGACUGGAUUAGAUACAGAUGACUACUAGAUGACUCUUUGGAGUGGUUGCUUUGAGCACUAGUCUUUCCAAUACAUAACAAAAAUUUGAUUUAAUGCACUAAGCAUACAACAGUGAUUCCUAAACUUCUCUGACAAAUGAGCAGAUUUGAAAAUACUAUCAGUGACUGCUUCUCUUUGCUCCAUGAGUCAGCUGCAGCUCACUCACCAUACCCUCCUAGGCAACUCAUGAAAGUUUGGGAACUACUGAAGCAUUGCUACAAAAGUUAAGGGUCUAACUAGUUUUUGAAAGUUCAAAAACAUUUGGUGCAAAUAGGACUUCCAUGCCUUAUUCAUAUCGCUAUUACACAGCAAUGCAAAGGUUAGCAUUCUGCUUGCCAAUAGGUACUUUUGUAGUUUUCAGUUUGUGACUGUCUGACUUGUAUGUGAAAUCAUUUUGUAAAACUCUUGCUUUUGCUAAUAUUUAAUUUUCAAUAAACCUAAAACUUAUAUUUUUUUUAACUUACAACUAUUAUUUUUUUCUGUCUCUGUUGGGCUUUUUAUAUAGCACCUCUGCCCUAAAGGAUAGUUAUCAGAAACCUGAAUUGUUAUAUAUGGAUCACAGUAGUGUCCAAUCCCUACAGCUUGGGUAUGUUCUCUUAUUGGCUCAACAUACAAAAAAAUAUUUGGGGUGGGAAUGGAACAGUCUUUGGAUUCUGUUGUUAGUACUUCAUAAUCAUUAAGGACCUCUUCCUGUAUAAGCUCAUAUCACUGUUUUGAGGCAUAUAUUUGAUGAAUAAAUACACUCCUGAAACAUUAAGGCCACAUCCAUACAUAGCUUUGCUGCAAUCUGGGAGUGCCAUUAAGAGGACACACUUGAUGUUGAUGGAAUGAUCUCUUGGGAGUAAUCUCAGGAAAUGCAUGUCUCUGAAAGUGCAAUGGAAUAGAUUGGCGUCAACUUUUCUGGAUAAUCUGCAGUGAGCAGGUUCUAAGAACAAUUGCAGUUCUUGAUACAACCCAAUUUGGCAUCAUACCUACUGUUGCAGGCAGAGAUCAAAAGAUAAAUUUGGGCUUAUUCCAGCAAGCUGAGUCAUGAUAAUGUUACGCCUCUGCUUAUUGUUGGAAGAACUCGGAGACAGGUACCUGGAUCAGAUUUUUUCUAGUUCAUAUCUCGUGCAGUUAUUUUGUAUCCUUGCUAAGUAGAAUGAGAUUAUUUUAUCCUUUCACCAAUCCUAAUGGGUAAAGUCCUUUAUGAUGGAGCAGGAGUGUAUGCUCAAUUUUAGAGUGCAUUGAACUCAUCCUAUGAUGUUGCUCUUAAUGGAGUCUUUUGCUACUGAAUGAGUUACCAUCAAAUAUUUCUAGGUGGCAACAACAUGCUAUUCAGUAGGUGACAUGGAACAUGCUGUCAGCCAUGAUGGUUUUUUGCUCCCCGUCUUCAGAGAGCAACAUGGUGGCUUAUACUUUAAUUCAAAGCUAAUGAUGGGAAAGGAGUUUAAGUGGAGCUAGAUAAGCAACGCAGCCCUUCUCAUGCCACCUUGCCAGCUGCUACGAUGCAUGCACUGUAGCUUACUCUUCUGUUGCUCUUGCUCCUGCCCCAUGCAUGUGAGCGGAGAGAUCAUGGUAGCUGCCUCUUAGUAGCCAACAAGGCCCAAUCAGACAUGUGGCCUUAACUUGUUGGGUCUAUUGCUUUGUAGUCUUGACUCCCGGCCCAUAUCCCCCAAGUGCAGCCACCCAAGCCUUUAAAAGCAUGUUUUAAAGUUUAAGGGCCCUGGAUAUACGAUUCUGUUGAGGCUGAGAUUAAAAACAAGGCAGCCCUUAUGUUUGAGCAGACCAAACCAGUCAGUAGUGAACCCUGCCUCCAGGUGGGCCUAUUAUGUCUGCACUGUUCCCAUGGACUCCAGUGACUUCAAAGUCCCUCCAUCACCCUACUGGGGACAGGAAAUGUCUUAGGUUUUGUUACAGGAAGAGGAUGCUACCAUGAGACCUAAGAUAAUGAAUCCAGUGAAUUUAGUAGCUUCUCUGCUGUUCCUGCUCCUUUGCCCAAGCAAAUUCCUCCUUCUGCUCCUGCACCAAUAGUCUCUGCAGCUUGCUCCCAUUGUUCUGUUUCAAAUCAAGGGAGGCCCUACUGGGUUCUAUUUCCCCUGAGCUGUUGCAGGCUGCAUCACAGCCACUUCGGGUGUUGUCAGCUCAGUCUUCUUUACCUAUGGCCUCCCCAUCUCCCGAGUACCUCUCAGCUUGUGCACAGGGACAAGGAUGGUUCAGGGGUGUUGAACAUAAG